Molecule: messenger RNA, 543 nt
Organism: Homalodisca vitripennis (glassy-winged sharpshooter)
Lineage: Eukaryota; Metazoa; Arthropoda; Insecta; Hemiptera; Cicadellidae
Exons: 3
Coding region: 106-543 (145 amino acids)
Source: RefSeq, a predicted model, not a curated record
CUUAGGGAAAGAUUGAAGGGGAAAACCAAAGAGGAUCGAGGUUUAGCUGCUGGGAAAAGUAGUGAUAAAAUCGCUAUCAAACAUAAAAUUGAAGGAAUAAGUGUUAUGGCUAAAGAACUAAGUUUGCCAAUCAAGAAUUUUAAAAACAGGCCAUUCUUAGAUACCAAAGCUAAGGUGGAGCAAGUACUCUUGCAAUCGGACAUAUUUGGUAGCGGUACUACAUUGACGCCUGUUGGCCCAACUGAAACAAGAACUUUAAAAUCAGUAAGUGAUCAUUUUGGAUCAAGUGAAACACUUAUAUCCCAUGAUGAAGUAUCUCACGUUAAUAGCCCAUUCGAGCCAAGGUGGUGUUUUGGUUUUAACCCGGAUGUGCAGAUUUUAAACCUCUCCACAGACAAAAAAUCUCUGAUCCUGUUUGCUAACUCUCAGUUCCCUGUUCUGUAUAACUUUCAUGAGGAUACCAUGCACUUCAUGCAAGGACAUCUGAACAAGAUAAGUUGCUUUGGCGAGAAACUCGACGGGUUCUCUACUAGUAUCAGCUGA